AUGGCGACCUCGAGCGCGGCAGCGGCGACCUCAAGCGCGGUGGCAGGGAGGUCCGGCGGGGGCGGGGAGGUCUGGCGGGGCGGGGAAGUGGCGGCGGCGGUGCGCGGGCCCGCGUUGGGGGCGGCGGGGGCGGGGAGAUUCGGCGCGUCGCCCUCGGCCUUAGCGGGAGGAGGUUCGGCGGCCGGGGCGCGCGUCACCCUCGGCGGCGGCGGGGGCGAGGAGGUCGGGCAGCCGGGGGCGCAGGGCGGUGGUGUCGGGAGCGGAGCAGGUAGGAAGAAGAAGAAAGGAGAUGGAGAGAGGAGACCGACAUGUGGGGCCCACUAA
Messenger RNA from Panicum virgatum (switchgrass), 324 nucleotides. Its product is annotated as glycine-rich cell wall structural protein 1.0-like. The record is from RefSeq and is a predicted model, not a curated record. NCBI's taxonomy places the organism in Eukaryota, Viridiplantae, Streptophyta, Magnoliopsida, Poales, Poaceae. The transcript has a single exon. The coding region runs from base 1 to 324 and encodes 107 amino acids.